AUAAAUAAUUGAUGAAAUUGUAGCUAUAAGUCUGUAACACACAAGCUUCAACGGGACAGCAUCGAGAGGAAAUGGCAAAUCAAAACCAGAGGUAUCGUGGGUGGUGUCCCUCCAACGAUUACCAAGUCCACGAAGUAAUGGAACCUGCACUACGCAAGCGCUUUGAUCGUCCUACUUCACGGCAUAAGAAGGGUCACGUUGCAUUCAAAUACAACAUAGAGGAAGCCAUAAACGUAGUAGAAACAAUUCCUUCUCCUGAACCUGAGCCUGCGGCUAAGACUGAGACCGAGACCCCUACUACAAACCAUGCAAAUGCUUAUGAGAGUGUGGACCAAAAAGCUGACACGUUUAUUAAGCAACAGCAUAGGAGGAUUGAACUUGCCAGGCUCAAGUCUUUAGGGGCUGCUUGAGACUUGAUAGUUGAGAGUUGAGAGUUGAGACCCUCAUAAAUAUAGCUAACCUAUAACAUGUGAAGGGUUAUCAUAUAUACAUACCAAUGUACAAUAAUCUCAACCUUGGGUACUGUAUGUGGAAUUAUUGAUCUACUCUUUGGAGCAUGUAUUUCAUUUUUACCUAAAUAAAUGCAUUGAGCCCUCACUCAUAUAUAUAUAUAUAUAUAUGGUAUGCUUUUAAUAAUUUCUGUUAUUUUAGUGUAAGAAUUUUCUUAUUUCAUGUG
Molecule: messenger RNA, 676 nt
Organism: Abrus precatorius (Indian licorice)
Lineage: Eukaryota; Viridiplantae; Streptophyta; Magnoliopsida; Fabales; Fabaceae
Exons: 1
Coding region: 72-410 (112 amino acids)
Source: RefSeq, a predicted model, not a curated record